Molecule: messenger RNA, 210 nt
Organism: Enterobius vermicularis (human pinworm)
Lineage: Eukaryota; Metazoa; Nematoda; Chromadorea; Rhabditida; Oxyuridae
Source: the annotation of a GenBank genome assembly
AUGAAGAUAAAUUUUUGGGGGUGUAUUCGCAACAGCAACAGCAAUAACAGUACCAGCAGCAGGAAGAAUACCCGGCGAUACAACGAUGAUGAUGAUGAUGACGAUGACGACGACGACAACGACAACGACAACGACGAUGACGGUGGCGACAACGACAGCGAUGACGAUGACGAUGACGAUGACGAUGAUGCAAAGAUGAAGACACCUUAG